Molecule: messenger RNA, 1997 nt
Organism: Pieris rapae (cabbage white)
Lineage: Eukaryota; Metazoa; Arthropoda; Insecta; Lepidoptera; Pieridae
Gene: Cndp2
Product: cytosolic non-specific dipeptidase
Exons: 9
Coding region: 27-1601 (524 amino acids)
Biological process (GO): proteolysis
Molecular function (GO): metallodipeptidase activity
Source: RefSeq, a predicted model, not a curated record
AAAAUGCAAACUGCAAUCGAGCCACAAUGACUUUUCUCUAUAAAGCCAUACGUGUUUGCCAGCCGCUUAGUUCACCGGUGAUACGGCGUUUUGAAAUUACACAUAAAAUACGCCCACUUUAUCAUUGUUAUUCCAUAUCUCAUCAAGAGCUGACGGAAAAGAUGCCUACCGAGAAAACGUUGCCACAAAUAUUUAAAUAUGUUGAUGAAAACACGGAAUCUUAUAAGAAGUUACUGAAAGAGGCUGUAGCAAUUCCGUCUGUGUCUUGUGAUGCAAAAUAUCGGGAUGAUUGUGUUCGUAUGGUUCAAUGGACUCAAGAAAAGUUGAGAGAAGUUGGUGCCAGCACCGAGCUUCGCGAUAUUGGUUUCCAAAACAUCGAUGGUAAAGAAAUUAAAUUACCGCCCGUUCUUGUUGGGACUUUGGGAAAUGACCCCAAGAAGAACACAAUCUGUAUAUAUGGACAUUUGGAUGUACAACCUGCCUUAAAAGCUGAUGGAUGGGAUUCUGAGCCUUUUGAACUAGUUGAGAGAAAUGGAAAGCUUUAUGGGCGUGGUUCUACAGAUGAUAAAGGUCCAGUUCUGGGAUGGCUGCAUGCUAUUAAUGCUAUCAAGGGUGUCGGAGAAGAGCUUCCAGUAAACCUAAAGUUUGUAUUCGAAUGUAUGGAAGAAUCUGGUUCGGAAGGUCUUGAUGAGUUGCUUAUGGACAAGCUGAAGCCCGAAGGUUUCUUUGAUUCCGUGGACUAUGUGUGCAUAUCUGAUAAUUAUUGGCUUGGCACCACAAAACCAUGCAUUACAUAUGGUCUACGUGGAAUCAGUUAUUACUUUUUGGAAGUUGAGUGUGCGAAGAUGGAUUUACACAGUGGUGUCUAUGGUGGAACAGUUCACGAAGCGAUGUCUGACUUGAUAUACCUGAUGAACACAUUGGUGGACAAGGAUGGAAAAAUUUUGAUAACCGACGUCUACAAGUCUGUGGCACCAUUGACAGACACUGAAAUGAAGUUGUAUGACACGAUCGACUUUGAUCCGGAAGCGUACAGGAAAGCCAUUGAGGCCUACAAAUUACCACACAAUGGUGUGAAGGAACAACUCUUGAUGCACAGGUGGAGAUAUCCAAGUCUAUCUCUUCAUGGAAUUGAGGGUGCCGCCUUCCAGCCUGGUGGUAAAACCGUAAUACCAGGCAAGGUUAUUGGAAAGUUUUCCAUUCGUCUGGUACCUGAUCAAGAGCCUGCUGUCAUUGAGAAGUUGGUCUUCGACUACGUUCAUAAGAAGUGGGCUGAACGCGGCUCCCCGAACAAGAUGCGCAUCUGGGCGCAGAGUGGUCGCGCAUGGACUGAGAACCCGGAUCAUCCCCAUUAUCAGGCAGCGGCCAGGGCUACCAAACUCAUUUACCAGACUGAUCCCGACAUGUCCAGGGAGGGUGGUUCCAUUCCCGUAACAAUAACGCUGCAAGAGGCGAGCGGAAAGAACGUGCUGCUGUUGCCCAUGGGCGCUGGAGAUGACAUGGCGCAUUCGCAGAACGAGAAGUUAAACGUUCGCAAUUAUAUUGAGGGCAUUAAAUUGUUCGCUGCAUACCUUUACGAAGUGGGAAAGUUGGCAAAGUAGAUUGUUAACAUUGAAAUGUUUUUAAACAUUCCAAAUGAUUUUGGUGCCUUAUUUUAUAUAAACUACAAUAACUGAACAUACCAAACCAUAUAUUAUUUUCUAAAAUAAAAAAACUAAUUUUCAUAUAACCGUCUCUUUCUGUCAAAUGAUGUUUACGAUGUCAUGAAAAGAGAUAGUCGUUUAGUAUGGACUGAUUUAGUUUUUCUUUCAUAUAACCAGUGGAUAUCUUUCGUCUCUUUCUGACAAAUGAUGUUUAUGAUGAUGAAAAGAGAUAGUCGUUUAGUAUGGACUGUAUUAGUUGUUAUAAGGAGUGUUAGUCAGUUAUUGUAGUUGUAACAGAAUGUUGUAUUCGCAUAAUAAUUUUACUAAUCAAUGCAUAAUAAAUAUAUUGUUGUA